AUUCACCGCCAUCUGUCAAAAUAUGAGCACGUGAAAAAUACAACAAUUUUUGUCUCUAUAAAUUUUAUAUUUAAAAAAAAAAGUUAAAAAUGAAUAAUUCAAGUUAUUUUGGUAAAUAUUCCCUUUCUGAAGCGACUAUAAAUAAAUUGACAAACUAUGAAGACUUAUUAAAGCCAACUUAUCAAUCUAGUGACUCUGCUUGGCAUAGGUUAUUUAAUUCAGAGGAAACCGAAGAAGAAAUAGAAAAAAAAGAUGAAUCUAUGGAAAUUGAUGAAGUCGACGAAGACGAGUCAGCUGAUGAGUCCAUGCUUCCGUCAUCGCAAUUUUUCUUUACACAAGUCCAGCGAAAGAAACCCGCGACACCUGUUGCUCUUGAGAUCAAGGGAGCUGAUCUGUAUAAUCUCGUGGAAAUUUUAUUUGAGGCCCUAGAGCAAAGCAAGAAAUUAAAUAUCGAGUUCUUGAAAGAUUUGACGGACUCAGAAGUUUUGACAGUGAUUGAAAAAUUGGCUGAAAGGUUGAACUUGAAUAAUACUCAUGAUCUGUGUAAUUCUUUGUGUGACAUGAAAGGAGAUUGUGCUGUGCAAUAUAUUAAACCUAUUUGUUCUAAAUUAUUACUCCAAAAGAUUAUUGAUUUAGAAGAACCUGCGAGAAUUAUCACCCUUGCAGUGAAUAAAUUGAUGAAUAAGUUCCCUCAGGAUGUUCAGAAGUUGAUAUUCAUUCCUUUGGUAAAUGCUGAUUUGAAAGACACUUCAGUAGUAUGUGAUAUUAUAAAAAAUUACCCACGACAGCAGAAAGCUGAACUUAUCUCGGAUUUUCUAACAAGCAUUCAAGAGAUAAAAGUCUGGCACAUGUCAAUGAUUCCCGCGCUGAUAAACAUUAAAAUAGACAAUAAUUUAAAAGACCGAUUGAUUCAGCUGCUACUAGACAAGUCGACGACUUUCUCUAAGGACAAAAAUUACAGUAAAUUUAUUUUGUCGUUCAUAAAAUUAAACCCACCGUUUAGCGGAGAACAAAAGAGUUCCCUGGACGAGAUAGUGGCUAUCAACGAAACUAUAUUUAAAAAAGCGAUGGAGAGUAUUUUGAAUAAAAUGUACUUCCACCGUGAUUUCUGGCAUAUCAAUGCAGCUAAUUGACAA
This is a messenger RNA of Cotesia glomerata, 1136 nucleotides long. RefSeq lists its product as uncharacterized. NCBI's taxonomy places the organism in Eukaryota, Metazoa, Arthropoda, Insecta, Hymenoptera, Braconidae. Gene Ontology annotation, cellular component: Fanconi anaemia nuclear complex. The record is from RefSeq and is a predicted model, not a curated record. The transcript has 4 exons. Gene Ontology annotation, biological process: interstrand cross-link repair. Bases 90 to 1133 code for a protein of 347 amino acids.